AUGUCUAUCCAGGAUAGGGCACAACAUCAACUUGGGCAGCUCGACAAGGAGCUGUCGAAGUAUCCUAUGCUGAACAACUUUGAGCAGCAGACCUCGAUCCCUAAGAGUUGGGCACUACUUGGCCUUGCAGGACUAUACUUCUUCCUCGUCUUCUUCAACAUUGGUGGAGAGUUUCUGGUCAACUUUGCUGGCUUCAUUAUUCCCGGAUACUAUUCCCUCGACGCUCUGUUCAGCGCGAGUAAGAUAGAUGAUUCCCAAUACUGGGUCGUAUAUGCCUUCUUGAACGUCCUUGAGAGCCUGGUCAACGCCGUCUACUGGUUCCCAUUUUACUACGUCUUCAAGUUCAUCCUCGUCCUCUGGAUGGCACUCCCCAUGACCAACGGAGCCCAAGUUGUCUUCCGAUCAGUCAUCCAGCCAGUCUUCUCCCGGUUCUUCUCCACCACUGGCAGCACUGCUGCCGAUCUUCGAGCGAAAGUGGACUCUGCGGGAAAGAGCCAGUAA
Lithohypha guttulata is the source of this 501-nucleotide messenger RNA. It is a transcript of the gene YOP1, whose product is annotated as ER membrane protein DP1/Yop1. NCBI's taxonomy places the organism in Eukaryota, Fungi, Ascomycota, Eurotiomycetes, Chaetothyriales, Trichomeriaceae. Bases 1 to 501 code for a protein of 166 amino acids. The transcript is spliced from 3 exons. The record is from RefSeq and is a predicted model, not a curated record.